AUGCAGGAUCCAGUACAGGCGAAUGCUAACCAGAUGCUGAUGCAAAUUCUGCAGCAGCAGCAACAGUUGAUGGCGCAACUCACUCAACAGGUUUCAGCUACCCAGCUGGCCAUUCAGAGGAUGUCAAAGGAUGAAACCAUUUUGGAUUCGCUUUCUAGUAACAUCACCGAGUUCGUCUACGACCCGGAGCAGGGCUGUACAUUCGACUCUUGGUAUGCGCGAUAUGAGGAUUUGUUCGACAAAGACGCGGAAAAACUGGAUGAUGCAGCAAAAGUCCGGUUACUUAUGAGAAAACUGAAUCCACCAGCACAUGAGCGGUUUACCAGUUUUAUCUUACCUAAACUGUCGAAGGAGCUAACGUUCAGUGAAACAGUUGCAAAAUUAAGAACGAUUUUCGGAUCUCCAGUUUCGGUGUUUCACCGCCGUUAUUUGUGCCUUCAGACGACAAAGGACGAUGCCGAUGAUCUUGUGUCGUAUUCGUGCAAAGUAAAUAAAGCGUGUGUGGAUUUUAAGUUGCGAGACCUAUCAGAGGAACAGUUCAAAUGUCUCAUUUUUGUGUGCGGUUUGAAAUCACCCCGUGACUCAGAUAUUCGCAUGAGGUUGAUAAACAAACUAAAUGAGACCGAAGACAUCUCUCUGGAAAAAGUAGUGGAAGAUUGUAAAACGUUACUGAACCUGAAGCAAGACAACAGUCUUGUGGAAAAGCAGCAAUCGCUCAGUGCUGUGAAUGCCGUUCAUAAAGAGCGGCCUCCAAAACCAUACAAUAAACAAGGUGGCGGGGGGACAGUAAAUAACAAUCAUCCCAAAACCCCAUGUUGGUCGUGUGGGGGAAUGCAUUUUUCUGCAGAUUGCCCAUUUCGGGAACAUAAGUGUCGCGAGUGCAAGAAAAAAGGUCAUAAAGAAGGAUAUUGUGCCUGUUUUUCGUCCGACAACAACAGUGGCAGUAGCAAGAAGAAAAAGAAGAAGUACAGUGGGAAGAACAAAGAUGUGAAGAUAGUGUCAGUGAAGAACAUCAGUCAGCAGAGGAAGUUUUCCGAAAUCGAAAUCAACAAGAUUGCAGUUCGGUUGCAGAUCGACUCAGCGUCGGAUAUUACGAUCAUUUCCGACGAAUGUUGGCGGCAAAUCGGACAACCUCAAGGAACAACACCCUCCUGCAACGCCAAAUCUGCUACUGGGGGAUCAAUUGAUCUGGCCCGGGAGUUUUGGUGUGAUGUAAACAUCGGCGGCAAAUCGAAGAGAUGCUUGUGUCGUGUAGCUUCACCCAAUCUCGAUCUAAACAUUCUGGGAUCCGACUGGCUUGAGCUUUUCGGAUUAUGGGACGUUCCUAUCAGUUCGUUCUGUAACAAAGUCACCAACCGACAGCCCCGCACGGAUGAUUUUCUGCAAGCCCAGUUUCCGAAAGUUUUCUCAAGUGAAAUGGGACUCUGCACGAAGACAAAAGUUCGACUGACGCUGAAGGGAGAUCCCAAACCAGUCUACCGUGCAAAGCGUCCAGUUGCGUACAGUGUUCAAGGUGCGGUAGAAGACGAACUUCAACGGCUGCAAACAUUGGGAAUCCUCCAACCAGUCGAUCACUCAGAUUGGGCAGCACCGAUCGUCGUUGUGCGGAAACCGAACGGUAGAGUCCGCAUAUGUGCCGAUUUUUCGACGGGUCUCAACGAUGUGUUGGAGUCGAACCAGUGUCCGCUUCCGCUACCAGAAGACAUCUUUACCAAGAUGGCCGGAUGUAAGGUCUUCAGUCAUAUUGACCUAUCCGAUGCCUAUCUCCAAGUGGAAGUGGACCCCCGAGAUCAACCUCUCCUGACAGUCAACACCCACAAGGGUCUAUUUCGCUAUACUCGCCUCACGCCUGGAAUCAAGUCAGCUCCGGGUGCUUUCCAGCAGAUCAUGGACGCAGUGGUGAGUGGCAUCGGAAGAACCUGUGGUUAUUUGGAUGAUGUGCUAGUGGGAGGACGUACGAAACAAGAACAUGAUCUGAAUCUGAAACAAGUGCUUCAACGUCUCGAAGAAUACGGAUUUACAGUGCGAAUUGAAAAGUGCAGGUUCAACAUGGAAGCAGUGGAAUAUUUAGGGCAAAUCUUGGAUGGUGAUGGCAUCAGACCCGAUCCGGGAAAAACUUCAGCUAUCGCUACCAUGCCGCCGCCUCAAGAUGUUCCGUCACUCCGUUCAUAUCUUGGUGCCGUAAAUUAUUACGCAAAGUACAUUCCGGAAAUGCGAAAGUUACGGUUCCCGAUGGAUCAACUCUUGAAAUCUGGCGCAAAGUGGAUUUGGUCGGAUUCAUGUCAGCGAUCAUUCAACCGAUUCCGUGAAAUUCUACAGUCACCGUUAGCGCUCACGCACUACAAUCCAACCAUGGAACUCAUAGUGUCAGCGGAUGCGUCAAACUACGGAAUUGGAGCGCGAAUUGCCCACAAGCUGCCAGACGGGUCAGUGAAGCCGAUAUCGUAUGCGUCAAGAAGCCUCACACCAGCCGAGUACAACUACAGUCAAAUCGAGAAGGAAGGGUUGGCGUUGAUCUUCGCAGUAACACGGUUCCAUCGGAUGAUCUUCGGACGACAUUUCGUUUUGGAAACGGACCACAAGCCAUUACUAGCUAUCUUUGGUUCGAAAAAGGGCAUCCCGGUGUAUACAGCCAACAGACUCCAGCGAUGGGCGUUAACGUUGUUGCUGUACGACUUUAGCAUCAAAUAUGUCAGUACGGAUAGUUUCGGCUAUGCAGAUAUCCUGUCCCGUCUGAUCAACACCCACGUCCGUCCAAACGAAGACUACGUCAUCGCAUCGAUCGAACUGGAAGAAACCAUGGAAGACAUCGUCAAGCAGUCAGUGAAAGUUCUCCCAGUUACGUUCAAGAUGAUUCAAACUGAAACAAGGUCGGAUGCAGUCCUGAAACAGGUGAAGCAGUUCGUCCAAACAGCGUGGCCGUCCGAUCAGUCCAAAUUCAACGAUCCACAGUUACAGCAGUUCUAUCAGCGGCGCGACAGUCUCUCAGUUGUUUCCGAUUGUCUCACCUACGGGGAACGACUAGUGAUUCCAACGAAAUUCCAAGAUCGAGUUCUACGCCUUCUACACAAGGGACACCCAGGAGUAGAAAGGAUGCGGUCCGUAGCACGUAACUACGUCUAUUGGCCUGGAAUCGACGAGCAGAUCAGUCAACGUGUUCGUUCGUGCGUGGAAUGUUCGAGAGCAGCCAAGACCAACAGUAAAACCAACCUGGAAUCUUGGCCAGCACCAGAAAAGCCUUGGCAGCGGAUACAUGCAGAUUAUGCUGGACCUGUUGACGGCAAUUACUAUUUGAUUGUUGUUGAUGCUUUCAGCAAAUGGCCAGAAGUCAUCUCUACCAAGCGUAUCACAACAUCUGCAACUGUGGCCAUGUUUCGGAAGAUCUUCGCCAGAAACGGAUUUCCGGAGACAUUGGUGACAGACAACGGUACGCAGUUCACCAGUGAACAAUUCGAAGUUUUCUGCAACAACCGUGGCAUCCUGCAUCUGAAGACGCCACCAUACCAUCCACAGUCGAACGGACUCGCCGAGAGAUUCGUCGACACAUUCAAGCGAGGACUUCGCAAAAUCACGGCGGGGGGAGAGGCCCUCGAAGAAGCAAUCGAUACUUUCCUACUGUGUUACCGUUCCACUCCAUGUCGUAGCGCACCUGAAGGGAAGUCACCUGCGGAACUACUACUGGACAGGAAACUACGAACAGGAAUGGAUCUACUGAAACCGCCAACUUCGUACCACAAGCAAGCUGAAUCCAAGCAGGAAGAUCAAUUCAUCCGGAAACAUGGCACGAAAGCACGAAACUACAAUGCCAAAGAUCUGGUUUGGAAUAAGGUUUACCGAAACAAUACCUGGUCAUGGGAACCCGGUCAAAUUCUAGAACGGAUUGGACGAGUUAUCUACAAUGUGUGGCUACCUGGUAAGCGGGAUCUUGUGAGGUCUCAUGCGAAUCAACUGAAAAAACGGUAUGAGUCAGAACAGCCGGCAACACGAGUACAACAGCAGUCUACGCAAAUUCCGUUAACCGUACUUCUGGAAUCCUGCGGUCUACGUGAAUCUACAACAACCGAACCAGCAGAACCAGAGUCAGCCGAACCGUCGCAGUUAGAUUUGCAUAAUGAACCACAGUCAACGGUUCCUCACCAAGCACCUGUGCAAACUCCAAGAGCUACUACUCAGCAGCAACAGAGCCAGCUUCGCCAGUCUUCGAGAGCAAGAAGACCACCCGUGAGGUAUGAGCCGUACCAUCUCUUCUAA
Molecule: messenger RNA, 4251 nt
Organism: Sabethes cyaneus
Lineage: Eukaryota; Metazoa; Arthropoda; Insecta; Diptera; Culicidae
Exons: 1
Coding region: 1-4251 (1416 amino acids)
Biological process (GO): DNA integration
Molecular function (GO): nucleic acid binding
Source: RefSeq, a predicted model, not a curated record